This is a messenger RNA of Manacus vitellinus (golden-collared manakin), 3942 nucleotides long. It is a transcript of the gene KCNT1, whose product is annotated as potassium sodium-activated channel subfamily T member 1. The record is from RefSeq and is a predicted model, not a curated record. Bases 122 to 3688 code for a protein of 1188 amino acids. The transcript has 30 exons. Lineage: Eukaryota; Metazoa; Chordata; Aves; Passeriformes; Pipridae. Gene Ontology annotation, molecular function: intracellular sodium-activated potassium channel activity. Gene Ontology annotation, cellular component: membrane. Gene Ontology annotation, biological process: potassium ion transport.
GAAGAAGGAAGGAGAUGGUACGUGCCGACAGCUCUAAACUGAUUGCGGUGAGGAUUGCUAUGUAUGAGAGAGUUCAGGGGGGAAACAGGAGGAAGUCACAGAGGCAGCCAAGGCUUGCAGGAUGGCGAGAGCCAAGCUGAAGAAUUCCCCUUCCGAGAGCAAUUCCCAUGUCAAAACCGUCCCGCCUGCGACGACAGAAGAUGUCCAUGGGGUGAGCCCCUUGUUGCCGUCUCGGAGGAUGGGAUCCAUGGGGAGUGAUGUCGGACAAAGGCCUCACGCCGAGGACUUCAGCGUGGAUUCCUCCUUCUCACAGGUGCAGGUCGAGUUCUACGUGAAUGAAAACACCUUCAAGGAGCGGCUGAAGCUCUUCUUCAUCAAAAACCAGCGAUCCAGCCUGAGGAUCCGGCUCUUCAACUUCUCCCUGAAGCUGCUCACGUGCCUCCUGUACAUCGUCCGUGUCCUGCUCGACAACCCCGAGGAGGGCAUAGGCUGCUGGGAAUGUGAAAAGCAGAAUUACACAGCAUUUAACCAGUCCACGAACAUAAACUGGUCACACAUCUUCUGGGUGGACAGAAAAACACCGCUGUGGGCUGUGCAGGUCAGCAUCGCUCUCAUCAGCUUUCUGGAGACCAUGCUGCUCAUCUAUCUCAGCUACAAGGGGAACAUCUGGGAGCAGAUUUUUCGCAUUUCCUUCAUCCUUGAGAUGAUCAACACGGUACCGUUUAUUAUCACGAUAUUCUGGCCUCCUCUGCGGAAUUUGUUCAUUCCCGUGUUUCUGAACUGCUGGCUGGCCAAGUACGCCCUGGAGAACAUGAUAAACGACCUGCACCGAGCCAUCCAAAGGACCCAGUCCGCGAUGUUUAACCAGGUGCUCAUUCUGAUCUGCACCCUCCUGUGUCUCGUUUUCACGGGGACCUGUGGCAUCCAGCAUUUAGAAAGAGCGGGUGAGAAGCUCUCCCUCUUCAAGUCCUUCUAUUUCUGCAUCGUCACCUUUUCCACGGUGGGCUACGGAGAUGUGACACCCAAGAUCUGGCCUUCCCAGCUCCUCGUCGUCAUCAUGAUCUGCGUCGCCCUGGUCGUGCUGCCGCUCCAGUUCGAGGAGCUCGUCUACCUGUGGAUGGAGCGGCAGAAGUCGGGCGGCAACUACAGCCGGCACCGCGCCCAGACGGAGAAACACGUCGUGCUCUGCGUCAGCUCCCUCAAGAUUGAUCUCCUCAUGGACUUCCUCAACGAGUUCUAUGCCCACCCACGCCUGCAGGAUUACUACGUGGUGAUCCUUUGCCCAACAGAGAUGGACAUCCAGGUGCGGCGGGUCCUGCAGAUCCCUCUGUGGUCGCAGCGAGUGAUCUACCUCCAGGGCUCUGCACUGAAGGACCAGGACCUCAUGAGAGCCAAGAUGGACAAUGGAGAAGCCUGUUUCAUCCUCAGCAGCCGGAACGAGGUGGACCGGACUGCGGCGGACCACCAGACCAUCCUGAGGGCCUGGGCUGUCAAAGACUUUGCUCCGAACUGUCCCCUCUAUGUUCAGAUCUUAAAACCAGAAAACAAAUUUCAUGUCAAGUUUGCAGAUCACGUUGUCUGUGAAGAGGAGUGCAAAUACGCCAUGCUGGCACUGAACUGUGUCUGCCCUGCCACCUCCACCCUCAUCACGCUGCUGGUGCACACCUCCCGUGGCCAGGAGGGCCAGGAGUCCCCGGAGCAGUGGCAGCGGAUGUACGGGCGCUGCUCGGGCAAUGAGGUCUAUCACAUCCGCAUGGGAGACAGCAAGUUCUUCAUGGAGUACGAGGGGAAGAGCUUCACCUACGCCGCCUUCCACGCGCACAAGAAGUACGGCGUGUGCCUGAUCGGCAUCCGGAGGGAGGAGAACAAGAGCAUCCUGCUGAACCCCGGCCCCCGGCACAUCAUGGCAGCGUCCGACACCUGCUUCUACAUCAACAUCACCAAGGAGGAGAACUCUGCCUUCAUCUUCAAGCAGGAGGAGAAGCAGAAGAAGAAGGGCUUUGCGGGGAGGGGCAGCUACGACGGCCCGUCCCGCCUGCCCGUGCACAGCAUCAUCGCCAGCAUGGGUACAGUGGCCAUGGACCUGCAGAACACGGAAUGUCGCCCUGCCAACAGCAGCAAACUGGCUCUGCCGGCCGAGAACGGCUCCGGGAACCGCCGGCCCAGCAUCGCCCCCGUCCUGGAGCUGGCAGACACCUCGUCCUUGCUGCCCUGCGACCUGCUCAGCGACCAGUCCGAGGACGAGAUGACACAGUCGGACGAGGAGGGGUCGGCAGUUGUGGAGUAUGUGAAGGGUUACCCCCCAAACUCCCCCUACAUUGGGAGCUCCCCAACUCUGUGCCACCUUUUGCCUGAGAAAGCCCCGUUCUGCUGCCUGAGGCUGGACAAGGGCUGCAAGCACAACAGCUUUGAGGAUGCCAAAGCCUACGGGUUCAAGAACAAACUGAUCAUCGUUUCGGCAGAGACGGCGGGGAACGGGCUGUACAACUUCAUCGUGCCCCUCCGGGCCUACUAUCGGUCCCGCAAAGAGCUGAACCCCAUCGUGCUGCUGCUGGACAACAAGCCUGAGCACCACUUUCUGGAAGCCAUUUGUUGUUUCCCCAUGGUUUACUACAUGGAGGGCACCAUCGACAACCUGGACAGCUUGCUGCAGUGCGGCAUCAUCUACGCCGACAACUUGGUGGUGGUGGACAAGGAGAGCACCAUGAGCGCCGAGGAGGACUACAUGGCAGAUGCAAAGACCAUUGUCAACGUCCAGACCAUGUUCAGGCUCUUCCCCAGCCUCAGCAUUAUCACGGAGCUGACCCACCCCUCCAACAUGAGGUUCAUGCAGUUCAGAGCAAAGGACAGCUACUCUCUUGCCCUUUCCAAACUAGAAAAGAGAGAGAGAGAGAACGGCUCCAACCUGGCCUUCAUGUUCCGACUGCCCUUCGCAGCUGGGAGGGUCUUCAGCAUCAGCAUGUUGGACACACUGCUCUACCAGUCGUUCGUGAAGGAUUACAUGAUCACCAUCACCCGGUUGCUGCUGGGCCUCGACACCACGCCAGGCUCUGGAUACCUCUGUGCUAUGAAGAUCACCGAGGAUGACCUGUGGAUCCGGACGUACGGCCGCCUCUUCCAGAAGCUCUGCUCCUCCAGUGCGGAGAUUCCCAUCGGGAUUUACAGGACAGAGUCCCACAUGUUCGCCACCUCCGAGCCCCACGACAUCAGAGCGCAGUCACAGAUCUCAAUCAAUGUUGAGGACUGCGAGGACACCAAGGACAUCAAGGAGCACUGGGGGAUCAAGACGAGCCACCACAGGAACUCGUGCUCCAGCGACCAGUCGGAGCAUCCCCUGCUGCGGCGCAAGAGCAUGCAGUGGGCCCGGCGGCUGAGCAGGAAGGGCAACAAGCACUCCAGCAAGACGGCCGAGUGGAUCAGCCAGCAGCGCCUGAGCCUGUACCGGCGCUCCGAGCGCCAGGAGCUGUCCGAGCUCGUCAAGAACCGUAUGAAGCACCUGGGCCUGCCCACCACCGGGUACGAGGAUGUAGCAAAUUUAACAGCCAGUGAUGUGAUGAAUCGGGUAAACCUGGGAUAUUUGCAAGGUAAUUCCCUUUCCCUGGGAGUCCCGCGUGACUCAUGGCGUGCAGCGUACAACAAGAUCAUGCCAGCUAAGCCCAAACCUCACCCUUGCCAGUUUUCACCUUAGAUCCCCGAGCUUUUCAGCACUAAUUUGUUGGGUGGCAUUGGAAAUCAAAGGACUGGCCUGUAGUGGUGGUGCAAACUCAGGGCUUCGCUAAAUCAGGGAGACAGAAACCUCAGGGACCCUUUUCUAGUUGAAUUCCUACAGGGAAAUCACAGCCCUCGCUGUCUCUAACAGAACCCUCCCCCCAUGGCUCUGCAAGGUGGCUUUGGGCUGUGAAGCCAGUGGCAGUUUGAGGAGGGGACGAGCACAGCAGAGCU